Messenger RNA from Brienomyrus brachyistius, 1940 nucleotides. RefSeq names its product alkylglycerol monooxygenase (gene agmo). Lineage: Eukaryota; Metazoa; Chordata; Actinopteri; Osteoglossiformes; Mormyridae. The transcript is spliced from 13 exons. Bases 76 to 1416 code for a protein of 446 amino acids. Gene Ontology annotation, biological process: lipid biosynthetic process. The record is from RefSeq and is a predicted model, not a curated record. Gene Ontology annotation, cellular component: endoplasmic reticulum. Gene Ontology annotation, molecular function: oxidoreductase activity; iron ion binding.
UGACUUUGACCCGCAGGCUAAAGCGCGGUGCAAUCUCAGGGUAGCCUGUCAUUGCGGUGCCGGAUCCCAGCAGCGAUGGCGAGUCCCGCAGCGGCGGCGUUUUCCGCCUCCCAAGACUUUCGCGCGAUGUUUUAUCUCCUCACGCCGAACGAAACGUCUUUCGAGCACGAGGAAGAAGUUCCCGAGUACGUCAGCAAGGCCACUCCCUGUUUCCUGCUGUUGAUAAUCCUGGAGCAGGUUCUAGGCUGGGCAAAGACGGGAAAGUUAGUCAUCAGAGUCAACGAUGGAAUCACCUCUUUGUCUGCUGGCGUUAUGUCCCGACUGUCAAAACUCUUUGCAAAGGGUCUAGAAAUAUCUUGCUACAUCUACGUGUGGGAAAAUUAUCGACUGCUGGAGCUUCCAUGGGACUCCCCUUGGACGUGGUGGUUGGCCUUCCUCGGCGUUGACUUUGGAUAUUACUGGCUUCAUCGUCUCUCCCAUGAGAUGAACAUACUCUGGGCUGCCCACCAAGUCCAUCACAGCUCCGAAGACUACAACCUCUCCACAGCGCUGAGGCAGUCUGCGACGCAGCAGCUGGGGUCUUGGAUUUUCUACCUCCCGAUGGCUUUGGCUGUUCCUCCCUCCGUGUUUGCGGUCCACGUCCAGUUUAACCUCCUGUACCAGUUCUGGAUUCACACAGAGCUGGUAACCACACUGGGUCCCCUGGAAUGGGUUCUGAACACCCCCAGUCAUCACCGGGUUCACCACGGAAGGAACCGUUACUGUAUUGACAAGAAUUAUGGUGGUACACUUAUUAUAUGGGAUCGACUAUUUGAUACGUUUACCCCCGAAACUGAUAAGAUCAUCUAUGGACUCACACAUCCAAUCAACACUUUUGAAAUCAUGUCAAUCCAGUUCUUCUACUAUCCGUACUUGUGGGGGAGAUUUUGGAGCAGCCCAGGCGUGACAGACAAGCUGUCGGUCGUACUGAAAGGGCCCGGAUGGGAACCAGGAAAACCCAGGCUGGGCUGCCUCUCCGACUUGCCAGAGAUUACCGGGAAGGAGCUACCUCACAACCCAUCCUGUGCCCUGGUUCUCCAGGCCUAUGUCACGCUGCAGUUUGGUCUGUUGCUAGGUGUUUAUGACAACGUGUUCGCAAUGAAAGAGAUGCUUUCCCCGACCUUCCUGCUGCUGAUGACCGGCUACAUCUUGCUUUCGCUCACCACCCUGGGAUUCAUCAUCGAGCAGAGGCAUGAGGCGGCCAUCUUGGAGACGUUCCGAUGCCUCAUCUUCCUGGUUUUCUACAAGACCGACUGCGUGAAGCACUUUACACCUAUGCUGUCUGUAACAACUGAAGUCUUCAUCACUCUCUCGAUGCUCUACUGGGGCCUCCGGUCGCUGAGAACGCUGGCAGAUGGCAAGAAAAAACAGCCCUGAGCAAAUCGACGUGAUAAACCGCCACAGGGCCUCCCUGAAUGUCAUCGGAGGCGUUUACGAUAAACACUCAUCCUCAUGUUCGCCUAAUUCAACGAAGUCUUUGGGUUCAGAUUGUCAGGAAAAUGUUGUGUGAAUCGGCUACCAUUUCCGCGCUUUAUCAUUCACUGGUAUUUCAUGAAUUGUUCUCUGUAGCCCCGUCAAUGUCACUGACAUCUAAAAGCCACUUGUGAAGUCGAUCUUAAAGAGAAAUUUAAAAUACAUUCCCUUUAACUCAAUACAUGGUACACCUGUAGGAAAAUUUGAAUUACAACUUUGUACGGCACUGUCACUAUUUAAUGCACCCAUCAUUGUGUAAUUUCAGAAGUCCGUCUUGAAAAUGCAUUAUUUUUCCUUUAAAUAAUAUGUAAUGGUUCAUACAUGCAUGGAACAAAGUGUAUAACAUGACUGUACAGAAUAAUCCUGUAUGAUUGGGUAGCUGCUCAUUUAUUCACAAUUAUACAGAUCAAAUAAAGGGAAAAAUGAUA